Messenger RNA from Belonocnema kinseyi, 1103 nucleotides. RefSeq lists its product as uncharacterized. The transcript is spliced from 2 exons. The record is from RefSeq and is a predicted model, not a curated record. NCBI's taxonomy places the organism in Eukaryota, Metazoa, Arthropoda, Insecta, Hymenoptera, Cynipidae. The coding region runs from base 112 to 570 and encodes 152 amino acids.
AAUAUGUAUGAGUAUUUGAAGUCUAUUCGUUAAUUAGUUCAUUAAUUAAUUAUCAGUCCUGCCCGGAUCAGUGACUUUUCAAGAACUCCCUCAGAUUCCACAAAACUAAUAAUGAAUAACUUGCAGAUUUUUGGUAUACUGCUAGUAUUAAUUGGAGGAGUGCAACCACUUCCUACAUCGAACUUAGGUCCAAAUUUGGAAAGUAACAACAGUUUUCCGUACUCUAAUUAUACUGAUGAUUAUCAAAAAUGGCUAUCGGUGAUAAAAAUUAACCUUGAUUACAACAAUAGCAACAAUAACGAUGUUUCUAUUAACUUUUCAAAUGCCCGAAAACAGCCAGUAAAUAUUAGCGAAGAUUCAAUUACAACAGAAGGACUAACAUCAACUGAAAGACUAACAACUGGACCAACUACAACAACAAAUAAAUCAACUUGCCGAUCAAUCACUGGAUUAGGAGCAACAACCGAAAGACCCAAUUCCAGUGUGCCUAGUGUUAAUAAUAUAUCAAUAAUAGAAAUAAACAUAAAUUAUAGUAGAAGUAACAAUAAUAGUUUAGUUGUUAAUAUUUGAAAGGUUCAGUGUACUGAGAGUAAUUCAGUUGCUAUAAAUAAAUCGGUUGAAAUUAAUUAUACAUAUGAUUGUAUUCAAAAAAUAAAUAAUAAUAGAAUAUCAUCUUUGGCAAAUGGCAACUGACCAAGGACCUAUUGUGAAUGAUCAGAAUCAAAAAAAUAAUUGUGAGUAAAAUAUUAAAAACAAAUUAUUAUCAUCUUAUGUAUGUAUAAACAAAAAAUUACACUCGUUUUUCGUGAAAUUCAAAGCUCAUUAUUUAGCAAAGAUGCCUGCCUAAUAAUUAAUAAUGAUUGGUGAAUGUUUAAACAAACUUAAUGAAAGAAUCCAUUGUGUAGCUAUUUUUCAAUAAUUGUGUAAUUAAAUUUAUUUUUAAAAAAUUAGCACAAGUCUUAUCAGAGAUAGCGAAACAGAGUUAACAAUGUGUCAGUACUAAAGAAUUUUUAGUAGGUUUCGAAUGAAAAACAUCAUUCUUAAUUUGCAAAUCCAUAAAGAGAGAAAUUUUUUUAUAACAUUUUUCAAAUUUUUUGGAAAAA